AUGGAUUGUUCGGGGAACAAAAUCGUCCACACCAUUGUAGUUGAUCAGCAAGGCAAAGGAGAUUUCACAACAGUUCAAGCUGCUAUUGAUUCCAUACAGGAAAACAACUACCAAUGGGUCAAAAUUCACGUAAAUCCUGGCAAAUACAUAGAGAAGGUUAUAAUAUCGGAAGAUAAAGCAUGCAUCUUUUUAGAAGGACAGGGAAGAGAGGUAACCACCGUAACAUCAAGUGGGCACCACCGCGUUGCUGCCACCCCCACCGUUGCAUCAAGUAAAUACAAAAUAAACGACCACUUGGGUGCUACAUUUGUUUGUGUUCCCUCCAAUGUAAUUGUUAUCGGCAUUACCUUUCAGAAUUCGUAUAAUCUUGUCGGGUCAGAAACCAUUGAACCUGCACCAGCAGCAGCCAUAUACGGUGACAAAUCUGUGUUCAUUAAGUGUGGUUUCCAAAGUUAUCAAGAUACUCUCUUUGAUGCACAGGGUCGUCAUUAUUUCAAGGAUUGUUACGUUGAAGGUGAAGUUGACUUCAUUUAUGGCAACGGUCAAUCUUACUAUGAGAAUUGUAUCAUUAAUGCGACGCUUGGAAAAUCUCCUCCAGGUUUUGUAACAGCACAAUCUCGAGGAUCAGGAAAAGAAGAAAGUGGUUUUGUUUUCAGAGGAGGUUGUGUGAUUGGAAAUGGUGAAGUGAAGCUUGGAAGAGCUUAUGGAGCUUAUUCAAGAGUUAUAUUUUAUGGAACAUAUUUAUCUUCAGUUGUCUCUCCUCAAGGCUGGGAUGCUUGGGGCUACACUGGCCAAGAGUCUAGGUUUACUUAUGGUGAGGUAGAGUGUAGUGGAGAAGGAGCAAACGCUAGCGGGCGCGUUAAGUGGGAGAAGAAGCUUACGAAUUCGCAGUUGGAAGAGUUUUCUUUGUCAUCGUUUAUCAAUCAAGAUGGAUGGCUUUCCUACUUACCAACUCUUCAAAAAGAGAGGAAAAAAAUAAGGAGAAGGAAGAAGACAUGUUACCUGAGUUACCUGAUGAAAUUAUUAGAUACUUCCACCAAUGUUUUCAAUGUUUAUUUAGAUUGUCACUAUGACGUUUAUAAUGAUCAUGUGGUAGAUUCCAUCAUUGAUCAUGUUAUUGAUACACCUUCCAUCACCACUACCAUUGAGGUACUUACAAUUCUUGCUCAGUAUGUUGUGAGCAACCUUCCUAAACUCUCUGAUCAAAAUGAACCAAUAUCGUUGAAGAUGUCUUUUUGCGGAGAAGUUAAACGGAAUUAG
Vigna angularis (adzuki bean) is the source of this 1260-nucleotide messenger RNA. Its product is annotated as putative pectinesterase 52. Gene Ontology annotation, biological process: cell wall modification. Gene Ontology annotation, molecular function: pectinesterase activity. Lineage: Eukaryota; Viridiplantae; Streptophyta; Magnoliopsida; Fabales; Fabaceae. The record is from RefSeq and is a predicted model, not a curated record. The coding region runs from base 1 to 1260 and encodes 419 amino acids. The transcript has 7 exons.